GUGUUGUCCUGUUUGUUUCAUUUCGGUGAAUCACCAAAUUCCCAGAUUCUUUGCAUUCUUCUUCCAGGCACUCAGAUCAGCUGUUUUGCUCCCAUUAACUUCUCCAUGAGACAAGGAGCUUAUGUGGACUCAUUCUGCUGGGCAGUACAAGCUCAGUCUACACAACUGUGGAUGCACAAGUUCUUUCCGUACAUUUUGCUCUUCCUGGCCAUCCUGAUGUACACUCCCACCCUGUUCUGGCGAUUCACAGCAGCGCCACACCUCUCAUCUGACCUCAGCUUCAUCAUGGAGGAGCUGGAUCGCUUUUAUAACCGUGCAAUCAAACUGGCCAAGAAUCUGGCAACCAUAGAAAACAAGGAAGCACCAGAGGACACCCAAAGCAGUGCUGUGGGCCUGUCUGAGGAAUGCUUUAAAUUCCCUUUGGUGGAGCAGUAUCUGAAGACCAAACGCUUCUCUCACGGCCUGGUGGUCAAGUACCUGGCGUGUCGCAUCCUGACUCUCCUGACGCUGCUGCUGGCCUGCCUCUACUUGGGUUACUACAUCCAGCUGGUCUCAGUCACCGAUGAGUUUCCGUGUGACUUGAGGACAGGACUGCUGAAGAAUGACAGCACGGUGCCGUCGGCGGUCCAGUGUAAGCUCGUGACGGUGGGCAUCUUCAGGCUGCUCAGCUACAUCAACCUGGUGAUGUAUGUGCUCCUUGCUCCACUGGUGGUGUACGCCGCCGUUGGACCAGCGCGGCAAAGUUCGAGCUUUCUUCGUCCAUAUGAGAUGCUGCCAGGCUUUGGCAGCCUGGGUGUGGUCACGCCGGUCUACAAUGACCUCAGCAUCUAUCUGCUGUUUCUGGAAGAGAACCUGAGUGAAAUCAAAUCAUUUAAAUGCCUACAGGUGCUUGAACUGCUGCAAGAGGCUGGUGAUGAAGGAUUUGAUGCUAUAUGCUUGCUGCAAAGUCUGGGACAGGUGAAGACGGACGUGAUUGACAGUCAUAAGAAACAUGGAAACAGCAGCAAAAGCAGUAAGGCUGAAGCAUGAUGGUUCUGAGAUGUCCCUGUGUGUUGCUAAAUUUGGAGAAGAUGCAUCAUUACUGCAACUCCUGUUCAUCUUCUUCUGAAUUCCUGGUGGUGGAUUAAAAAAACCCCCUGGAGUGUAAUAAAACAAUCCAAGUCUGUCAUUUAAUCAGAGUCUGACCACUGAUGUCACUGAGUUUGUAUUCUUUUUUUUAUUGCUGAACAGUCAUGUGUUCAUAUUAUUCUGUGUAAUGCACACUAACUCAGGAUCUGAAAUACCUUACAAUCAUACUACAAUCAUAAUUUUAUAAAUAUAAUCAGUUUUUCUUGAACACGGUGUGGCUUUGCUUUAUGACUGAGACAUAAGAGUGUAAACAAUGAAUGCAAAUGUACUUUUAGGUCAAAGUUUGGUAUGAAGGUGGUGACAUCAUUUGUUUGUUUUUAUUUCUUCCAAGUGCCCGAGGCACAGGCUUUUUAAAAAAAAAAAUACAGCUGUAAAGCGUGUAAUUACUUCUG
Molecule: messenger RNA, 1520 nt
Organism: Thalassophryne amazonica
Lineage: Eukaryota; Metazoa; Chordata; Actinopteri; Batrachoidiformes; Batrachoididae
Product: pannexin-1-like
Biological process (GO): positive regulation of interleukin-1 production; monoatomic cation transport
Molecular function (GO): channel activity
Source: RefSeq, a predicted model, not a curated record